Molecule: messenger RNA, 1770 nt
Organism: Frankliniella occidentalis (western flower thrips)
Lineage: Eukaryota; Metazoa; Arthropoda; Insecta; Thysanoptera; Thripidae
Exons: 4
Coding region: 269-1636 (455 amino acids)
Biological process (GO): intracellular signal transduction
Source: RefSeq, a predicted model, not a curated record
AGAGAGGCGGCGGCCGGCACCGCGACAGGUAGGUCCUGGCCAGGCCCAGCGCGCGCCGCGUUCAGUCGCGUACGUGGUCCGAGUCCGACGUGCUGGACUCGCGUCUCCCACCGACGUGUCGCUCCCGGCCGACUUUUAGUCCGAGAAGGGAUUGCGAGGUCGACUUUCGUUUGGCUUGUCGUGCGCGAGACCAGAGUGCAGCGCCGCGGCACGACCUGCUUGUAUGGAUUAACCCGACGGAUACAGCGACCUCGCGCCGACGGCCACCAUGAAGGAGCACCGAGUGCGGACCCUGAGGGUCACCACCCCGGGCAACAUCGCGAGCCGCGAGCGUGAGGACGCGGGGCAUGCCGUGGACGAGCCGCUGUGGGGCGUGCAACUCCUGCGUCUGCAGCUGCAGCUGGGUCCCGCGUGCCCAGACUUUGCGCACCUGCUGGGACUCGGUGACGCCAAGGAGGCGCCGCCCCGCCUCGCCGAGGACCCUCCCGCCGCGCACCAGGACAAGCCCGGAGGGGUCGCGGCCGACAGGAGGAGGUGCAGCAUCUGCGGCCCAAGCAGCGGUGGAGUGGGACAACACCGACGACGGACACUAUCCUCCCUACAACGCCGCAGCGAGGCAAGGACAGAACCCGGUCCGUCGACGGCAGCCGAGUGUGAGCCGAGCGACGCAGCGUGGCCGUCGUCCUGCGGCUCGGCGUGCACCGCCGCGGGCGCGGGUGGGUGUGCGCAGCCACUGCUGCACCUGCUGUCGGGCGACCUGGAGCGCUGCUGGGAGGACGUGCUGCUGGCGCUGCGCCUGCUCGUCGCCCCAUCGCCCCCCGCGGAGAGCGUGACGGUGAACGGCGUGAGCGUGCAGGCCGGCGGGCUGGUGCUGGUGCGCGCCUGUGGCCUGGCCUGCGGUAGCGAGGACCUCGGCGAGGGCGCAGGCAACGGCUGGCCGCGGCCCUGCUGGCUGGCGGGGCGGGACGCGGCGGGCCAUACCCCUCUACUGCUGGUGGGCCGGCGCCUGCUCGCGGCGGCGCGGUGGGCCGACGCGGCGCAGGUGGCCGCCCUGCUGCUGGCCGCGGGAAGCGACGCCAACGCCGUGAACCGGGAGGGCCGCUCGCUCCUGUCGUACGCGGUGGCCGCCCUGGACGAGGCGGCCGACACGACGCGCCUGCUCCUCAACCACGGCGCCACGGUGUGGGGCGGGCUCGAGCUACCCCCGCCCACCCUGCGGCCGCCCGUCCCCGCCGCCUCGUCGGCCACCCCGCCGGCCCCUGCCCUCCGCGAGGACGCGCCCUGCUCCCCGGUGUUCGCGUGGUUCCUCCGCGCCGUGAUCCGCCGGCGCCGGCUGGACGAGGGCUGCCUGCGCACGCUGGCGCUCGUGUCCCAGGUGAUGGCCGAGCGGCCCCGGCACAUGCACGGCCUGGUGCUGCGCACCAUGUUCAGGCACAGCCGCUGCUACCGCGUGCUCGGCCCCGUCUUCCUGCAGAUCAAGACCGCCAUGGCCCUGCACUGGAGCCGCCCCCAGGACCUGCGCGCCCUGUGCCGGCGCACCAUCAGGCGGGCGGUGGGGCCCAGCAGGCUGCACCACGCCGCGCCCGCUCUAGGGCUGCCCACGGCUCUACAGGAGUACCUUCUGCUCCACACCUGAGUCACCCGAUCAGACUGUUUCGGUAGCCGGUUAUCGGUUUGUGUGUUCACGUGUUUGGAGCUGAUGUAUUUAAUUACUGUGAGUGUUUUAUUCAACCUGCCGUUAUAUUUCUAAAUAUAUGUUAAGGUGUCAAA